UCGCGCGCACCAGCAGAGCGACGCGCGGACCGGAGCGCAGCUCAUCUUCCGCGCUCCUCCUUUCUCCUCCUCCUUUCUCCUCCUCCUCCCGCUCCUCCCGGUCCUCUCCCUCCGCUCCCCGUGCUCCUCGGCGCGCGCUCUCCGGUCCCGGGUCCAGAUGUAGGUCGGUUCCCGGCGCUCCGCUCCGCUCGCUGCGCCGCCAUGGAGGACCGGGAGCGGAUGGAAGCGUGGCUGGACGACCACCGGGACUUCUCUCACUCCUACUUUGUCAAGAAGGCGUCCAGGGAGAUGGUCAACGCCUGGUUCGCUGAGCGAGUCCACACCAUCCAGCCGUCCGCCUCUAAAGACAAUCCUCUACCGCAGCGGGCCAACCAGUCCUCCGCAGAGCCGGGCCCCCCCUCGUCAUCCGCCGUCCUCCCGCCCGCCCUCGGCGUCCUGGACGGCCGCUGCCCUUCCCCGGCCUCGGUCCCCAGCCCGGCGCCCGGCACCCCCACCCGCAAGAUCUCGGCGUCGGAGUUCGACCGUCCCCUGCGGCCCAUCGUGGUCAAGGACUCCGAGGGCUCCCUGACCUUCCUGAGCGACGCCGACCGGGAGGCGGUCCCCCUGCGGGGCUCGCUGAUGGGCGAGGGGGGCGGCGGCGGCGGCGGCGGGGGCGAUCGCUGUGCCAGGCUCCUGGAGCUGGUGAAGGACGUGUCCAGUCAUCUGGACGUGACGGCGCUCUGCCACAAGAUCUUCCUUCACAUCAACGAGCUGAUCGCCGCCGACCGCUACUCGCUGUUUCUGGUGGGCGAGGACAGCUCCAACAGGAAGUUCCUGGUCAGCCGGCUGUUCGACGUGGCCGAAGGCUCCACGCUGGAGGAGUCGUCCAGCAGCUGCAUCAGGCUGGAGUGGAACAAGGGCAUCGUGGGUCACGUGGCCGCCACGGGACAGCCGCUCAACAUCAGGAACGCGUACCAGGACCCCCGGUUCAACGCGGAGGUGGACCAGAUCACCGGGUAUAAGACCCAGAGCAUCCUGUGCCUGCCCAUCAAGAACCACCGCCAGGAGGUGGUGGGCGUGGCUCAGGCCAUCAACAAGAAGAGCGGCGAGGACGGCGCCUUCACCGAGCAGGACGAGAAGGACUUCUCCGCCUACCUGGCGUUCUCCGGCAUCGUGCUGCACAACGCGCAGCUGUACGAGACGUCGCAGCUGGAGAACCGGCGCAACCAGGUGCUGCUGGACCUGGCCAGCCUGAUCUUCGAGGAGCAGCAGUGUCUGGAGGUUCUGCUGAGGAAGAUCGCCGGAACCAUCCUGUCCUUCAUGCAGGCCCAGGCCUGCACCGUGUUCAUCACAGACCAGGACUCCAUGAACUCCUUCUCCAGCGUCUUCCACAUGGAGCACGAGGAGCUGAGCCCCGUCCUCGACGCCCCCAGACGGGACUGUGACGUGAGCCAGAUUAACUACAUGUACGCUCAGUACGUGAAGAACACCAUGCAGCCGCUCAGCAUCGCCGACGUCACCAAGGACCAGCGCUUCCCCUGGACGAGCGAAGGUCCAGAUCACACCAGCAGCCAGAUCAAGAGUCUGCUCUGCUCCCCGAUCAGGAACGGGAAGAAGGACCGAGUGAUCGGUGUGUGUCAGCUGGUGAACAAAAUGGACGAAGCGUCGGGGAGCGUGAAGGCCUUCAACAGGAACGACGAGCAGUUCCUGGAGGCCUUCGCCAUCUUCUGCGGCCUGGGCAUCCAGAACACGCAGAUGUACGAGACGGUGGAGCGAGCCAUGGCCAAGCAGGAGGUCACCCUGGAGGUCUUGUCGUAUCACGCCACUGCUGCAGAGGAAGAGUCGCGGGAACUCCAGGUAACCGCGGUUGCCACGGUUCCUUCGGCCCAGUCUCUGCGUCUGCUGGACUUCAGCUUCAGCGACUUUGAGCUGUCGGACACUGAGACCACGCUGGCCGCCAUCCGCAUGUUCAUCGACCUCAACCUGGUGCAGAACUGCCAGAUGAAGUACACGAGUCUGUGUCGGUGGAUCCUGAGCGUGAAGAAGAACUACAGGAAGAACGUGGCCUACCACAACUGGAGACACGCCUUCAACACGGCGCAGUGCAUGUUCGCCCUGCUCAAGUCCGGACGCCUGCAGAACUUCUUGAGUGACCUGGAGGUUCUGGCCCUGAUGAUCGCCACGCUCAGCCACGACCUGGACCACCGGGGAGUGAACAACUCCUACAUCCAGAGGAGCGACCACCCGCUGGCCCAGCUCUACUGCCACUCCACCAUGGAGCACCACCACUUCGACCAGUGCCUCAUGAUCCUCAACAGCCCCGGGAACCAGAUCCUGAGCGGCCUCUCCCUGGACGAGUACAAGGCCACUCUGAAGAUGAUCGAGAGCGCUAUUCUGGCCACCGACCUCGCCCUCUACAUGAAGCGGCGGGGGGAGUUUUUCGAGCUCACGAAGAACAGCCAGUUCGUCUGGGAAGAUGAAAACCACCGAGACUUGUUGAGGUCUAUGCUGAUGACUGCAUGUGAUAUCUCGGCCAUCACCAAACCCUGGCCCGUGCAGAAGAGGAUAGCGGAGCUGGUGGCCACCGAGUUCUUCGAGCAGGGCGAUAAGGAGCGCCGGGAGUUGAACAUUGAGCCCAUAGACCUGAUGAAUCGUGAGAAACGGGAUAAAAUACCCAGCAUGCAAGUGUCCUUCAUCGACGCCAUCUGCAUCCAGCUGUACGAGACGCUGACCGGCAUGUCGGAGCACUGCUCGCCGCUGCUGGAGGGCUGCCAGGAGAACCGGCAGCACUGGAAGCGUCUGGCCGAGGACCGCGAGAAAGAGCCGCUCAACGGCCUGGCCUGAACCCAGCAGCACACACGCACACACACACACACACACACACACACCGGGGUCCUCCCUGUCCCGGCAGGUCUCACAAACCUCCAGGAAGAAAGCAUGGCGGAGCUGAGUUCAUCUGGAACCACACAGUCGGCCGUUAGCUCCUCGUUAGCAUCGUCUUCAUCGUUAGCCGCUGAAAUGAGCUGAAGCCAAAAGUCUUUCUUUCUCAUAACGUUCACUAGAACGUCACAAACAUGAACUGGUUUCAUGACAUUCCUUAAGAUUCAGAUGUAAAUUUCUCCCGUCAGGCGAUGGAGAAUGACUUGAAAGCGUCAAAAUAAAUAGUUAGCAUGCUAACUUUUAGCUAACUCUUUAGCUAGCCUUUAAUUGUUGUUGCAGGAAAGAAAAAAAGACAUUCGUCUUCUGGCAACACAGAGGUUGAAUUAUUGGACUAUGGUUAGGAAAUGACUCAGUCAUGGCGAAAAGGCGUCGUCCGUUAGCGUGUUAGCAGACUUCGCUACAGCUAGGUGGCUAUCUUCCCCGUUCACAGCAAUAUUUGGGAGUACUUUUUGAAAACCUCAGAAAACCUGGCGUACAACCCCGUAAAUAUGUAUGAGUCAGCUAGCAGGCGUUAGCGUGACGUUGUUUGGACAGUUAGCUAACGCCGCCGGAGUUUGUGAGACCCGCCGUCACCGUCGGUUCCGUCACUCGCCACAGAGUCAGCACUAAGCUAACAUUUAUGACCAUAGCCACCUUUAUUUUUUUUGCACAGAGUGGCGUUCGCGUCCCGCCGGACCCGGCGCCGUCCACGCCUCCCACCGACCCCAGAGUCCCCGGCGGCCCGGACGCCGUUCACAGCACAGACUUUCGUACAUUUUUCACUCGCUGUUGUUAACUAUUGCAUAUUUAUUUGUCUUUUCUAUAUUUAUUAGAGUGUCUAUAUUGUACUGUCAGGAGCACGCCACUCUUUAUACAGGAAGUGCAGUUUUCAUACAUUAGAAGAAUCCCGUCUCUGCUUUCUGCGACAGAACCGUUCCAGAGCCAAAGACCAGACCUGUAUUUUCAGAGGGGCUGGGUCUGGAUGUUUCCACUGCCUUGUUGUGAUAAAAUAGGACCAAUUCAUGAUUAACAGAGUCUAUUUUUAUUUAAGUGCAUCCAGAAAGGCCUUUUCCCAGAGAGGAGCCGUCUGUACCGAUGGACGGAGCGGCGGAGAGCAGCCUGAUUGUCUUGUGAUUUUUCUCCUUGUGAUGUAAAACCAACGGCAUGAAAAGAAAAAAAAAAGGAUAUUCCACUGAGACCGCAUCCAUCCGGGGUGGCGUCCAACUCCAAUACAGUCUGUGAAGCCUUG
Molecule: messenger RNA, 4147 nt
Organism: Salarias fasciatus (jewelled blenny)
Lineage: Eukaryota; Metazoa; Chordata; Actinopteri; Blenniiformes; Blenniidae
Gene: pde5ab
Product: phosphodiesterase 5A, cGMP-specific, b
Exons: 22
Coding region: 202-2823 (873 amino acids)
Biological process (GO): signal transduction
Molecular function (GO): 3',5'-cyclic-nucleotide phosphodiesterase activity; protein binding
Source: RefSeq, a predicted model, not a curated record